Molecule: messenger RNA, 3642 nt
Organism: Mauremys mutica (yellowpond turtle)
Lineage: Eukaryota; Metazoa; Chordata; Testudines; Geoemydidae
Gene: CCDC92
Product: coiled-coil domain containing 92
Exons: 5
Coding region: 349-1296 (315 amino acids)
Cellular component (GO): centriole
Source: RefSeq, a predicted model, not a curated record
CUACACAGACAGGUGGGGGGCAGCCUGAGGGGCUGGGUGUCUCGCCCCCACCCACCACACAGACAGGUGGGAGGGCAGCCUGAGGGGCUGGGUGCCUCGCGUACCUCCUUUGCAUUCCCCCUUAGCAGGGAGAGAUGGGGGGCAGCCUGGGGCUGGGGACGUCUCACCCCUUUUUCCACACAUACACGAGUGAGGAGGAGAGCAAGGGCAUCAGGUGAAGAUUUUUUUCCUGCCCUCGUUGGGGAUGAAGAAAACACAAAUCCAUUUCAGUGGAUGGACUGAAUUCUUCCCUGGAAGGGGAGGUGGCAUGUCUGCUUGUCUGAGACCAUAAGGUUCCUAGAUGUCAGGAUGGCAGCGUCAAACCUGGAGAAUCAGUUGCACAGUGCCCAGAAGAAUCUGUUGUUUCUCCAGCGGGAACAUGCCAACACACUCAAAGGUUUGCAUGCUGAGAUUCGACGACUGCAACAGCAUUGCACAGAUUUGACCUAUGAGCUGACUCUGAAAAGUUCAGACCUGGCAGAAAAUGGUAAUUCAAGAAGUGAUGAACUCAAAAGAAAAUGUGAAGCACUUGAAGCUCAGCUGAAAGUCAAAGAGGCUGAAAAUAAUGAAUUAUUAAAGGAACUGGAACAAAAAACUGCAAUGAUAAUGGUGCUGGAAAACACCAUCAAAGAAAGAGAAAAGAAGUAUUUAGAAGAGUUAAAAAUGAAAAGCCAUAAGCUAAAUAUGCUAUCAAGUGAACUAGAGCAGCGAGCAAGCACUAUUGCAUAUCUAACUUCACAACUCCAUGCUACCAAGAAAAAGCUUAUGAGUUCAAGCGGGACUUCUGAUGCCACCCCAUCUGGAAGUCCAGUAUUGUCCAACUACAAGCCAGCUCCUCCCAAAGAUAAGCUACCUGAGACUCCCCGACGCAGAAUGAAAAAGAGUCUGUCAACACCACUAAACCCGGAGUUUGAAGAGGCCUAUAGAUUAGGAUCGGAUAGUCGAAAGCUGCUGUUGCGAGAGCCUGUUGAUGCUAUGCCUGAUCCCACUCCAUUUUUAUUGGCCAGGGAAACUGCAGAGAUCCACCUGUUCAAAGAAAGGCCUUUAGUUAUUCCACCCAUUGCUUCAGAACGCACAUCAGGCGAAUCUCACAGUCCGGCAAAAGAGAAGCAGCACAAGGCGCAUAUUGGUGUGGCACAUCGAAUUCACCAUGUAACAAAAACCCAGCCUCAGCCUGAGGUUGAAACAUUAGCAGUGGAUCAGGUCAAUGGAAGUAAAGUGGUCCGAAAGCAUUCAGGGACAGACAGAACUGUUUAAGUGAAAUGAUUGAUGUGUGAUGCUCUAUUAUUCUGUUGCUGUUUAUGCACUGUGAUCAAAUAGGAUAAAUCUCAUCUGCAGUAAAGUUUCUUUUAAUGCCCCAUGCAUGCCAAAUUUUUUCCAGAUCUGUCAUUAAUAAUUAUCCUACUUCAGUGAAACACAAAUGAGACUGUUCAUAUUGCAAAGUAUAUAAUUACUAAAUGCUGUGGCCAAAUCUAGGUGUACCUGACUGCUUGCUUCUAAGUACUACUCCAUUUACUAUAACUGCGUAUGUGGACAAAAGCACAGGCUACAGUCUGCAUUAUUAAUCAACAUUAAUGAAAAAAGAUACUAAUUAUAAACCUCCAGCAAUAUGUAUUGGCUGUUAAUGUUUAAAAUGUCAAUGUUCCUUUGAAGUCUUGAUGGUGUGUAUGUAGCAUUUCAUACACAGACUCUAACUUUAUGACAAAGCCUUUCUUAUGGCAGCAUUGAAAAUAAUGCAGAUGUGUUAAGAGAACCUAUGAGAGAACUUUUUUCAGGUGGUCCUGAUCAAACUGUGUUCAUAUUUUUGUUACAUUUCUCUCCACUAUUACAAAAUUUACCAACAAACUUUAUUUUAUUAAUCCUGUAUUUUGAUUUGUGUCCUCUUCUUCAUUCUUUUUAACAGUUUCAAAUGGUCAUAAUAUAUAACUGACUCUGGUGGGAGUGUAAGAAAGGAAACACCACUUGAAAAACUAUUGUGUAAGUCUUCAUGGAGAGAGUAUGAACACUGUCCUAAUGGAAAGCAGGCUCCUGUUUUGGAGUUUAGAAAUUGAAUGGUUAAUAUUAAUCUUACACUAAUUAAUACUUUGCACUAUGGUGCCUUUUGUACAAGGCUCUGAAAACGCCUUACUAAGGUGUAAAAAUAAUACACUGCACAAAAAGUGCACUAUUGAAAUGUUUGUUUUUAUACUUAGCCUGUAUACUGUAUACAACAGCAUAAAAACCAUCAGACCUAACCCAUGAUUUAUUUGUUUUUGUUUUAAGUUUGAAAGAACUUUAUGGAGACACCAGGCUCACUCUGUUCUGAGGCACACUCACGGAAGGAUGCAAAACCCAAAUGGUAUUUUUAGAGUUAUCUGAGAAUGUUAACCUUGGGAGCCCUUCAUCCCAUUCUCAAUGUUUCAAAUGGUUUGGAGAAUUCCAUUACUAAAAGUGUCACUUAUUAGCAAAGUACAAAUAUUCUGUUGGGUUUUUUUUAGAGGAUGGGGAUCUACGGUUCAAAGGAAAAAUUAGUUACUAAACUGUGAGACAAAAAAAGGGAAUGUUUUCCUUUCUAACUCCCAAUUUUAAAAACUGUUUUGGUUUAGUGAUCUCUAGUAGCAAAUAAACAAAUAUUUAAGUAGUUUAUCCUCAACCCCCUCAUUCCAGAUGUUUGGAAGAUGGCCCUAGUUUGCAGUUCUGUAGCACACUUCAGCCAUAGAUCUCAAGGUACUUUACAGCAGUGGAUAAAUCUCAUACUCAUUUUAACCUGUGUCUUGAAAUGACUUACCCAAGCGACCACAGGAAAUCAGUACUACAGAACCUGCCUUUCCUCAGGACAUUGUCAUGCUGGUACUCAAAGGAUGGGAGGAACAGUGUUGUCUUUGACUUGUCCUGUGUGACUCCUAUGUUCUCAACAAUACUUCAUCUCUCCCAGUAACAUACCAGCUGCUUGCCCAACACACACACACACACACACACACACACACACACACACACACACACAAAUGCAGAUUUUGUGAAAGCAUAUUCCCUUAACUCCUAAGUUUCUGGGAGUUAGCCUCAACACUCAUUCUUGCUGUGGUAUGAGUCUGCUGUCUGAUAAAGCACAACAAAUAGAACUGAGCAAAUGACUACUCCAAAAUGCUGGUAGGUCUAUAAUGUGCCUUUACCAAUUCAAAAUACAAUACUUGUUAAAGCUAAUAAAAGAAACCUCUUCUUAGGAGAGGUUGGAAGUAAGUACUUAUCCUUUAGACUAAGGACAUUAUAGAUCAGCCAGUGCUCUGGAAAGUAAUCCAACUUCCCAUGCCUGAGUCUAAAGAUGAGAUGCCUGAGUCUAAAGUAAGGUGCAAGAUUGAAUCUACAAUGAUAUCAAAACCAGUCUGUGGCAUGACUGAACAACACACCUCUUUGCUCUCUGAGCAUGGAAAGAAUCUCUUCUAAAGGAAGACAGUAGCAGGGGGAAGUGAAAAAAGUUUCUUAUUAUACCAAUCUAUGACAGUAUUUAUGUGUGAAAUUAUUUUGUUUUAAGAACUCUCCAGCCUAAAAGGCUAAAACCUUUAUUUUUCAAAAGUAUAGAAAAAGUUAGAUACAAAUUGACAUAAAUGGCUAAAAUUCUUUAAAUGU